AUCAACGAAAACAUUUCCUCUUUUUUUUCUCGAGCAACCAUUGUCACUUGUUCUCGAGGAAAACAAAGAAUUUUUUCCCCACACUGAAUUUCUGCACUAGAACUUCAAUCAUUCUACGUGUUUUCACAUCAAGACAUACUCUCAAGUAAAUAUCGAGUGUUGCAAAUCAGGUCACGUCUCUUGUAGAAAGACGCGAUUUUGCAUUACACUGCACCAUAAUCAGCACACCACUUCUUAGUCACGUACAUACAAUUCCUCUACCAACCUGUUACUCAUUUAAAAUACAUCCCAUCUUCUACCAUCAUCUUCCAUCCACUACUAUCAAUUACUAUCAAUUACUGCCACAUACUAUCGCACAACCAACAACCAUCUACCUUCCAUCGAACUUUCAUCAAUCAAUUUACUGUAAAGGGGUCGCUAAAGAUCCUUUCAAAGUAUCUCGCAUACCUCUUACUAUUAUUCAACACUUCACAUCGGUACCUGCGGGUUACCUUACCUUAAGCAACGAUGCCUCCCCGUGGUCGCAAGGCCACCGCCCCAACCGGCGCGAAGUCUUCUGCGACAGUUAAGAAGACCGCGACCAAAGCUACAGCACCCAAGACUAGCCGAGCAAACAAGGUCACUAAGCCGACCGCUGCUCCCAAACGCUCUAGCGCUCGCGCGUCAUUGGAAGAGUCUGAAGAUGAGAACGAGAAUGGUGUGAACGGACGCGCCCAAGGUGCUACACGAGCUACCGGAAAGUCUAAAGCUAAGCGAUCAAGCGGAACGACCGCUGAUGCCAACCUACAAGAAGCCAUCGGCGCCGAGGAAGAUGAACGCGUCAAUGGUAACGGCAGUGGUGAAUCGAAUGGUUCUAAGCGUAAGAGAGAAGACGAAGAUGAUCAGGAUCAAGAUGAAGAGCCUGAGAAAGCACCUCCAGCCAAGAGAGCCAAGCGAGCUCCUGCUAGUCAAUCCCAGCCCAAACAACCUGCUAAAGCACCUCGAGCGAAGACUACAAAGGCCGCGAAGACCGCUGCUCCUGCGAAGAAGCCCCGUGCCCCUCGAGGCAAGGCUAAGGCAGAAGAAGUUCAGGAUGACGAAGUUGCUGAAGAUGAAGAGCCCGAGGAAGCGCCUCCCGCAAAGAAGAGCCGCGCUACUAAACCCGCUGCCAAAGCUGUCAAAGCUGCCGCGAAACCCGCAAAGGCUGCCCCUGCCAAGCCCGCCGCACGUACUCGAGGCCUGGGUGCCAAAGGUGUCGCAUUCAACGACAUUCCCUCGAAGCCAUUUGAUGUCUUCGUCUUCGGUGAGGGAUCUUCUGGUGAGCUCGGUCUUGGUAGCAAGAAGCAUGACGGCAAGAAGCCUAUCGACGUGAAGCGUCCUCGAAUUAACCACAACCUGAAGGGUGUGGUUGAUAUUGCAUGUGGUGGCAUGCACUGUAUUGCCUUGACCAAUGAACAGGCUAUUUUCACUUGGGGUGUCAAUGAUGAUCGAGCACUGGGCCGCGAUACCCAGUGGGAAGGUGGCACUCGCGACGUCGAUGAUGAAUCGGACUCCGACUCCGACGACGAUGACACUGGUGUCAACCCCAAUGAGAGUACUCCUGGCCGUGUCGACCUCAGUGUUCUUCCCGAAGGCACAAAGAUUGCCCAAGUAGCCGCGACGGACUCGGCUUCCUUCAUCCUCACCGACGACGGCUGGGUAUAUGGUUGGGGAACUUUCCGAGGCUCUGACGGAAUCAUCGGGUUCAGCGAAGGAGUGCGAACUCAACACACUCCUAUCAUCAUCCCUGGACUGAAGAACAUUAGUCGAUUGGCGUGCGGUUCCAAUCAUGUCCUUGCACUUGAUCUAACUGGAAAGGUCUUUACUUGGGGUAGUGGAGGUCAGUUCCAGCUCGGCCGAAAGCCUCUCAGCCGUCUCGGAGGCGCAAGUGCCGGACUCAGCCCACAGCCUUGUGGAAAGUUCUCCAAGAAGCAUCGUGCCGUCAAAGUUGGUGCCGGUUCAUACCACAGUUUUUACAUUGACGAGAGCGACCAGGUUUGGGCUUGGGGUCUGAACAACUACGCGCAGACUGGACUUAACGACAACACCGGCGAAGAUGACGCGAUGGUCCUCCAACCACAGAUUGUCAAGUCACUUGAAGACCAAAAGGUCUCACAGAUCGCUGGUGGCGAGCACCAUUCUGUCGCUUGCACAGCAGAUGGAAAGCUGCUCACCUGGGGACGUGUCGACGGCCACCAAGUUGGUCAACCGUCCAGCAUCUACAACGAGGACAACGCCUUAUUCGAUGGUACCGGCAAACCUCGAAUUCUCUUGACUCCUACACUGAUCGAUGGGAUUAAGACCACAUACGUCGCGGCUGGUACAGACACCAGUUUCGCUAUUGACGAAGCCGGCAAGGUUUACUCCUGGGGUUUCUCUGCAAACUACCAGACCGGCCAGGGAACUAUCGAUGAUAUUGAAGUUCCCACGUUGAUCGACAACACGGCCAUCCGUGACCGCAAGAUUAUCUGGGCUGGUGCUGGUGGUCAGUUCUCGAUGGUGGCAGCUGCUGCCAACGAGGAUCUACCUAACGGCCAUUAGGCGGCAUCAUAAGUUAGGAUAACAUUCGGGUUAAGGGUGCAUUGAAAAGGAUUGGUGUACGCGGGAGGGCGCGUCAUACCAGUAUACAACAGUUGCGUUUCAGGUUUCAGGUUUGAAAUGUGAAUCAAGUCCGAGAGGGACAUUUUAGCAGAGCGAGGUUUUGCGGCUGUCAAGGAAUCGCCUUGGAAGAUGUCCCGAAUUUUGUGGCGGACGGACAGGGCCAAUGAAUAACCCAACAGUAGGGAACCUCAUGUACAUUAUAAUUGCUAGCGCUGCUUUCUAUGUACUCACCUGUACAUAUGUUCAUGAUAUGACUGAUGUGGUCAUCAAUCAGAAUUCUACUCGACUAUA
Annulohypoxylon maeteangense is the source of this 2910-nucleotide messenger RNA. RefSeq names its product RCC1/BLIP-II. NCBI's taxonomy places the organism in Eukaryota, Fungi, Ascomycota, Sordariomycetes, Xylariales, Hypoxylaceae. Bases 508 to 2559 code for a protein of 683 amino acids. The transcript is spliced from 2 exons. The record is from RefSeq and is a predicted model, not a curated record. Gene Ontology annotation, cellular component: cytoplasm. Gene Ontology annotation, molecular function: guanyl-nucleotide exchange factor activity.